GGCUAUAAGUAGUCAGACACUGUCCUCAAUUGAGUUAAAUAUCUCUCUUUUCCAAUAAUUUUUUCUCUAUUCCCACCAUUUCUUUUCUCCUUUAUGCAUUCACACUUUUGUCAGCCUGAAGUUAUCAAAUUCUUCAUCUGUCUCUGUAUCAAUUUAGUUUUGUGAACCUACUUUUAUUAUCCUUAGUUUUGGAAGUACACUGUGACUAUUUAAUACUGUUAUACUCAGGAAAAAUUCAAGUUUUGCUUGUGGUUAAAACUAUGAAUUGGUGAUCGGAAACUGUUGAUUAUUGCAGUUGAUUAAGAGCUUUUUCUGGAAAACUUUGUAAAUCAGAUUUAAAUAGGCAAAAUGAGCUCUCUGCAAGGGCCUGUUGUUUGUCCUCUGGUUUGUGGAAAGCGAACAGGUAUGGUCAAUUCAUCUAUAGUGAAGGCUACUAUGCUGAGGAGUGAGCUCUGUGGGUUUAAUGGGAUAUCUAGCCGGCCGGUUAAUGUGGCUCGUCUACCACGAUCACGUGUAAGCAAGUUGAUCGGAUGCAGUUUCAGUUCAUCAUCAAAUGACAAUGGUAGCAUGGCCGAGAAUUUUAACGAAAGCGAUGCUGAUUAUGUGAAUUCUAGCGUGGUUGAAGCUGUUGAAGUGCGAAGCGGGAAAGAUGGUUUCAUGAUCAAGAUGAGAGAUGGCAGACAUGUGAAAUGCGUCCAUAACAAUCCACAGGGAGUUCAUCUACCUGAUUAUGCAUCAAACCCAGCUAUUGUGCUAAAGACGGAAGACGGAACUGGGCUGCUUCUUCCUAUAAUUGUUUUGGAGAUGUCAAGUGUGUUGCUCAUGGCAGCUAUACGCAAUGUCCAACUUGCCAGACCAACAAUGUAUCAAGUUUUGAAGGAAAUAGUCGAGAAGAUGGGUUAUGCAGUUAAACUUGUUCGAGUUACCAAGCGAGUUGACGAGGCAUAUAUUGCCCAGUUAUACCUAACCAAGUUAGAUAAUGAUGCUGAGAGAAUUAGUUUCGAUCUUCGUCCUUCUGAUGCAAUCAACAUUGCUGUGAAAUGCAAGGUGCCAAUACAAGUCAAUAAAAACUUGGUGUACAGUGAUGGCAUGAGGAUUGUUGAGUUUGCAAAUCCUGCACCGCGCACCGCCACUUCAAAUGGCCUAUUGUUCCAUGGGCUUGACAAGUCUGAUUAUCAUUAUGGAUUCAGACCGACUGGGCAGCCAUCCAUUGACGAAAAGGAGUUUAUUCUUGUGCGGAACAUGCUGGUUGCUGCAGUAGAAGAACGAUACAGAGAUGCAGCUCUUUGGAGGGACAAGCUUACUCAACUUCGAUCCAACAAGAAUUGGACAUAGCAGGAUUGUUGCAGUUUGUUGAAGCAAGAACUCGAUAUGUAUAUAGAAGCCAUUUGUCAGGGUCGAUGCGGUCAGCAUCUUUGAAGAUCAAUUAUAGCUUGCUCAAAUAUGUUGGAAAAAAAAAAACUUGUGAAUAUAUUGUAUAUUUGUAUAGACUCUAAUGCUAAUGUUAGAAAAAGAAAAACUGCAACUGGUAAAACUUGGUUCUUCUUGGCUAUGUGUAGCUAAGUUUUCUACUAG
Messenger RNA from Lycium barbarum (goji berry), 1575 nucleotides. RefSeq names its product bifunctional nuclease 1-like. Gene Ontology annotation, molecular function: nuclease activity. Gene Ontology annotation, cellular component: nucleus; VCB complex. The record is from RefSeq and is a predicted model, not a curated record. Bases 349 to 1335 code for a protein of 328 amino acids. Gene Ontology annotation, biological process: protein ubiquitination. The transcript has 11 exons. NCBI's taxonomy places the organism in Eukaryota, Viridiplantae, Streptophyta, Magnoliopsida, Solanales, Solanaceae.